Daphnia magna is the source of this 1011-nucleotide messenger RNA. Its product is annotated as extensin-2-like. The annotation marks the transcript as partial. Lineage: Eukaryota; Metazoa; Arthropoda; Branchiopoda; Diplostraca; Daphniidae. The transcript has 2 exons. The record is from RefSeq and is a predicted model, not a curated record.
AUGAGAGGACAGAAAUGUAUCAAUUCAGUGCCUGGGGGGACCGAUGGGAUUGUCUUCUGGGUACUACACCACUCCGGCGCCUUACUACACAACGACGUAUGCAGCCCCAGCUACUACACCACCAAGGCUCCCGAGUCCUACACAACGAAGAAGGCCGAGUAUUAUACAACAACAUAUGCUACUCCUAGCUACUACACCGAGUCACCUAGCUACUACACGACCAAAGCGCCAGAAUACUACACCACAGCAUCCUACUACAUCACUACAUAUGCUGCUCCGACCUACUACACUGAAGCUCCCAAGUCCUACUCAGCUCCAAGCUACUACACUGAGGCUCGAAAUACUACACCACUAAGGCGCCGGAGUACUACAACAACGGCUUACGCUGCACCAAGUUACUACACCGAAGCCCCCAAGUACUAUGCUGUCCCCAGCUAUACUACUACUACCGCUGCCUACUACACCGAAGCAGAAGCAACCAAGUACUACGUAGCUCCGACUUACUACACUGAAGCCGCUCGGUCUUACUACAGUGAGCCCACUUAUUACACAGAGGCCCCUCAGUAUUACUCCACCCCGUCUUACUACACCGAGCCCAGCUACUACACAACAACAACUUACUCCACCCCAGCUUAUUACCCUGAAGCUGCAAAAUACUACUCGGCACCAAGCUACUACACUAAAGCCCCGGUUUACUCUGCUACAUAUGCCAAACCAAGUUACUACACCGAUGCACCACAAUACUACACUGCCACUUCUUAUUAUACCACUAAGGUCCCCGAGUACUACGCUAUGGAAAAGGCCGAAUACUACCCUUCUACUUAUGCUGCUCCAGUUUACUACACUGAGGCUCCUAAAUAUUCGGCUCCAACUUACUACCAGAACGAGGCUCCGAAGUACUACACCACUAAGGCGCCUGAAUACUACGCGCCUUCUUAUGCUACCCCAAGCUACUACACCGGAUCUCCCGUCUAUUACACUACGACUUACUCCGCUCCCGAGUACUACAAC